This is a messenger RNA of Rhagoletis zephyria (snowberry fruit fly), 1296 nucleotides long. Lineage: Eukaryota; Metazoa; Arthropoda; Insecta; Diptera; Tephritidae. The record is from RefSeq and is a predicted model, not a curated record.
AUGCCCAUCACGAACAUUCUCGCUCGUCAGAUCUUUGACUCUCGUGGCAACCCGACUGUUGAGGUGGAGCUGACCACGGAGUGCGGCACCUUCCGCGCGGCGGUGCCCAGCGGCGCCAGCACCGGCGUGCACGAGGCGCUGGAGCUGCGCGACAACGACAAGACCAAGUACCACGGCAAGUCGGUGCUGAAGGCCAUCAACAACGUCAAUCAGAUCAUCGCCCCGAAGUUGGUCGGCUCGAAUGUGGACGUCACCAACCAGGCGGCCGUGGACGACCUGCUCUGCAAGCUGGACGGCACCGAGAACAAGGGCACCCUGGGCGCCAACGCCCUGCUGGGCGUGUCGAUGGCCGUGGCCAAGGCUGGUGCCGCGAAGAAGGGCGUCCCCCUGUACCAGCACCUGGGCGACCUCGCCGGCAGCAAGUCCUUCAUCAUGCCCGUUCCCGCAUUCAACGUCAUCAACGGUGGCUCGCACGCCGGCAACAAGCUGGCCAUGCAGGAGUUCAUGAUCCUCCCCACUGGAGCCUCCAGCUUCAGCCAGGCGAUGCGCAUUGGCAGCGAGGUGUACCACCACCUGAAGGCAGUCAUCAAGAAGAAGUACGGCCUCGAUGCGACCUGCGUCGGCGACGAGGGCGGCUUUGCCCCCAACAUUCAGAACAACAAGGAGGCGCUGGAGCUGGUGAAGACGGCCAUCGCCAUGGCUGGAUACACUGGCCAGGUGGAGAUUGGAAUGGACGUGGCCGCCUCUGAGUUCUACGCCGACGGCAAGUAUAAUCUGGACUUUAAGAGUGCCUCCAGCAAGCAGCUGGUCGACUCGAAGGGCCUGGCCAUGCUCUACUGGGAGUUCAUCCGCGACUACCCCGUGGUCAGCAUCGAGGACCCCUUCGAGCAGGACGACUGGCAGGCCUGGGUGAACUUCACCGCCAGCGUCUCCAUUCAGGUGGUCGGCGACGACCUGACGGUGACCAAUCCGAAGCGCAUUCAGACGGCGGUGCAGAAGAAGGCCUGCAACUGUCUGCUCCUGAAAGUGAACCAGAUUGGCACCGUCACCGAGUCGAUCAAGGCCCACCAGCUGGCCAAGGCCAACGGCUGGGGCACCAUGGUCUCCCACCGAUCGGGCGAAACGGAGGACACCUUCAUCGCCGACCUGGUGGUCGCCCUCUCCGCCGGUCAGAUCAAGACCGGUGCCCCCUGUCGCUCGGAGCGAACUGCCAAGUACAACCAGCUGCUCCGGAUUGAGGAGCAGCUCGGCGCCGGCGCCAAGUUUGCCGGCAAGAACUUCCGCAACCCAGUCUAA